ACCGGGAGACAGCGACGCGCCCGGGAAGCGAAGCGCGCCGGGCGAGGAAGAGGGAAGCCUCCUAUGUAGCGCUAGUCCAGGUCCCCAAGGUCGCCGGGCAGCCGAGCGCGCCUGGGAGGAAGUGCGGAAGCCGGAUCCAGGAUGUCGUGUUGAAUCCCCAAGGAUGUGGGCAUGGUGCUGGGAUCUCUGACCUCAAGAGAGCAGAAGGUCUGGAGCCCCAGCUCAGAGUGCUCAAGCCCUGGAGACCCCCAGACACCACUCACCAACAAGCUCUGCCAUGGCAGCCCAAAAUGGAAAUGCUAGUUUUGCCAGCAACUUCAAUCCACCCCAAGACCACGCCUCCUCCCUCUCCUUCAACUUCAGUUACGGCGAUUACGAGCUCCCUCUGGAUGAGGAUGAGGAUAUGACCACGACUCAGACCUUCUUCGCAGCCAAGAUCGUAAUUGGAGUGGCACUGGUGGGCAUCAUGCUGAUUUGUGGCAUUGGCAACUUCGUCUUUAUUGUUGCUCUUGCCCGCUACAAGAAGCUGCGCAACCUCACCAACCUGCUCAUCGCUAACCUGGCCAUCUCUGACUUCCUGGUGGCCAUCGUCUGCUGCCCCUUCGAGAUGGACUACUACGUGGUGCGCCAGCUCUCCUGGGAGCAUGGCCACGUGCUCUGUGCCUCUGUCAACUACCUGCGUACCGUCUCGCUCUAUGUCUCCACCAAUGCCCUGCUGGCCAUCGCCAUUGACAGAUACCUUGCUAUCGUUCACCCCUUAAAACCACGGAUGAAUUAUCAAACAGCCUCCCUCCUGAUCGCUUUGGUCUGGAUGGUGUCCAUUCUCAUCGCCAUCCCAUCAGCCUACUUCGCGACAGAAACUGUCCUCUUUAUCGUCAAAAGCCAGGAAAAGAUCUUCUGCGGCCAGAUCUGGCCAGUGGACCAGCAGCUCUACUAUAAAUCCUACUUCCUCUUCAUCUUCGGCAUCGAGUUCCUGGGCCCCGUGGUCGCCAUGACCCUGUGCUACGCCAGGAUCUCCCGCGAACUCUGGUUCAAGGCGGUGCCUGGCUUCCAGACGGAGCAGAUCCGGAAGCGACUGCGGCGACGCCGGAAGACGGUCCUGGUGCUCAUGGGCAUCCUCUUGGCCUACGUGCUGUGCUGGGCGCCCUUCUACGGCUUCGCCAUCGUCCGUGACUUCUUCCCCACCGUGUUCGUGAAGGAGAAGCACUACCUCACAGCCUUCUACGUGGUCGAGUGCAUCGCCAUGAGCAACAGCAUGAUCAACACCGUGUGCUUCGUGACGGUCAAGAACAACACCGUCAACUGCUUCAAGAAGAUGCUGCUGCUCCACUGGCGGCCCUCCCACCGCGGGAGCAAGUCCAGCAUGGACCAUGACCUCAAAACCAGCAGUCUGCCAGCCACCGAAGAAGUGGAUUGUAUCAGACUGAAGUGAUGAUGGAAGAUCCAGAAGCCAGUACUUGGAGCGUAGUUCAGCAAUGAUCAAGUUCACAGGCUUCAUGGGGAAAGGGCAACUGUGUUCGCACUUCACUGCUCUCGAGGAGCUAGAUGCUUCUGGAGUCCUUAAGAUACAGUGAACCCAGACACAAACCACAGCAGGUGGCAUUUACUUAUAUCUAUUCAACACCUACUGUGUGCACAACCACACCAUUGAGAAUGGACAAGGACAACAAAACCUGACAUUUACUGGUUACCUACUGUGUGCAAAAAUAUUUAAAUAGCAAAAUGAAAAAGCAGAAGCCAUUGGAGUCACCAAGCUAUAUCCAGAUAUCUAGGUGGUCAGACAGAGGCCACAGAUGGUUAUAGCGGCCUCAUUAUUCCUCUUUUCUCGUUGUGUAUCUUGUCAGUUUAGGAAAGUCAAAAGGCUGCAGAAUACAGCACUUAGACACAAUGGAAGUCGAAGGAUAAGUUCAUGCCAUCGCAUUGAGCUUUCCCACCCAACUCUUGUCACAUCCCUAGAACGUUCUCUAGGAUUCUGACUGCCAGAAAAUAAUUUGCUCAUAACCAAGUCAUUGGUUAUCUAUAAUGGUGUGAUUUCAAAGGAAAGAACCAAAAAAGUCUCUUUUCCACUGAUGCUUGAAAGCUCAUCAUCCUUUUGGGUGAAGACAGAGGAUCCCGAAAUGAGAAACACAUCCAAUUCCUGAUACCUCAGUGUAAAGGAUUUCAGGAGCUCUAGGUCAGGAAGGAAGUGGACAAAGCAACAGUGGAGUUUGCCACUGUUAGUGAGCAUAAUCUCUGUGGCCAUUUGCUAAGAGCUGAACCACUUUUCUGGAACACACCCUCUUGUGCAAAGAUGAGGUCUACUUGGAACCCAAAGACCUGGGUUCAAGUCCUAACUCAUAUGACCUAGAUGUUUACUCUCUUAGUUUACUCAUCUCAGUUUUGUUCUGUGAAACAGGGACGAUGAAAAUAUCUUCUCUGCCUCCUUACAGUACUGUCGGGAAAGCCCACUGAGGUCAAAGUUUGUGAUAGUGCUUUUCAACUAUACAAGUGAUAAGACUGGAUAAGGGAUAUUGAACAAUUUGUUUGGACCCCCUCCACUGUGACUUAUUGUAGAGAAAUACUCCCACUUAUUCACCCUUAUUCUUUAGACCAGUGAUCCCUGAACUCUUCACAGGGUGGCCCAUCUACAUCAGGGCAAAAAAGAAACCCUAGUCCUGGGUUAUAAUCAGGAAGAUUCAACCUCAGCGUCUCAAUGACACACACACACACACACACACACACACACACACAUGCUGUCAAGACUUUUAGUAUCCCUCUAGUCAUAACCGUAUUGACAAUCUUCCCUGCAUGUUGAAAUUUCACUGUUGGACAAAAACACCAACAAUUAAAUAUACACACCCCAAACAGCACACCCCAAGGCUGCCUCAAUCUGUUUGUGUUAUCACAUAUCUCUGGUAACUGUGUAUACUUGUCCUUAUUUCUUCCUGAUUCUUGUUGAAAGAGACAAUGCACAGAGUAACUGAUUUGGGAUUGACCCAAAUGGCCCACAUUUGGACAAUUCCUGCUUUUCUGUAGAGAAGACAUUAUUUAGUUGUUUGCUUGUGUGUGAGUGUGUGUGUGCUUAAUCGUUGGCGUUUUUAAUCCAACAGUGAAAUUUCAAACAACGUUUUCCUCUAUCACCACUCAACAGACUCACCUUCAGCCCAGUCAUUGUAGUACUCUCAGAAAAUACAAACUCACUUUAACAUUAGCCUAAGCAAAAUUAUUUAUAAAUUCUGAUUUUACAAAAUUACCACAAAGCAUCCUAAAGCCAAACAAGCAAAUAUUUGGGGUUAUCUGAAUUUUCACAAAUAUAAUAACUGCAUUUUUUUAUGGCCGUACCCAUGGCAUAUGGAUGUUCCCAGGCCAGAAAUUGAGUCCAAGCCACAGCUGCUGGAUCCUCUAACCCACUGCAUAGGGCAGGGGAUUGGACCUGUUCCUCUAUGGAGACCUGAGCUGCAGUCGGAUCCUUAAUCCACUACACCACAGCAGGAACUCCUGGUAACUGCAUUUUUAUUUAUUACCCCUGUCCUGAUUCUCUUCCUAAUGAUUCUUAAGAGUGGACAGUUACCAAGUGUAUCCAUCACAGGAAUUUAGCCCCUUUUUCCUUUAUACUAAAAUGUACCAUCCUCCUUUCAUUUAUAUUUAACUGAAACACUUUUGUAAAUAUCAGUGUGAUGUGUGACUUUCCAGUGAAUUAAAUCAUUAUGUUGUUGUCAAAUGAAACAAUUAACAUUUGGAAUCUUAACCACACUGUUCAAGCAUUUUCCCCGCAAAUCUUCUACCUGUUAGUAUAUUUAGAUAUAAAUGAAGUAAUAGCUGUCUAGUUCAACCAUGAAAUAAAAAAGGAGGUUCUUGAAGGCAUUUUUAGAACAGUGGCAGCCUGUACCAGCAACCAGCCUCAUCUUGGUUACAUCCCUCAAGCUGAUAGCCCAGGAGGCAUAUACUCAUGCAUGCAAAUCAGAGUCACAAAUCCAUGCUCGUGUUGCUCCUUCAUUUUACUUUUUUUAUCGGAGUAUAGUUGACCUUCAAGGUAUGUUAGUUUCAGGUGUACAGCAAAGUAAAUCAAUUACACAUAUACAUAUAUCCAUUCCUUUUCAGAGUCUGUUCCCAUAUAGGCUAUUACGCAGUACUGAGGAGAUUUCUCCGUGCUAUCCAGUAGGUCCUUGUUUCCAUCUAUUUUAUAUAUAGUGCUGUGUAUAUGCCAAUCCCCACCUCCAAAUUGACACCUUCCCACCCAUUUCCCCUUUGGUAACCACAAGUUUGGUUUCAAAAUCUUUGAAUCUGUUUGUUUUGUAAGUUCUUUUGUAUCAUUUUUAUUAGAUUCCAUAUACUAGUGAUCUCACGGUAUUUGU
Messenger RNA from Sus scrofa (pig), 4334 nucleotides. It is a transcript of the gene PROKR2, whose product is annotated as prokineticin receptor 2. Gene Ontology annotation, cellular component: plasma membrane. Gene Ontology annotation, molecular function: neuropeptide Y receptor activity. NCBI's taxonomy places the organism in Eukaryota, Metazoa, Chordata, Mammalia, Artiodactyla, Suidae. The record is from RefSeq and is a predicted model, not a curated record. Gene Ontology annotation, biological process: neuropeptide signaling pathway.